This is a messenger RNA of Folsomia candida, 1481 nucleotides long. Its product is annotated as failed axon connections homolog. The coding region runs from base 195 to 1331 and encodes 378 amino acids. Gene Ontology annotation, cellular component: cytoplasm. The transcript is spliced from 8 exons. Lineage: Eukaryota; Metazoa; Arthropoda; Collembola; Entomobryomorpha; Isotomidae. The record is from RefSeq and is a predicted model, not a curated record.
CUCUUCCAUGAUAUGUUGGCAUAACAAUGUUAUUUUUCAAAUUAUUCUGAGUUUGACGUCUCCUCAUACUUUUUUUCUGAGAAAAAAAAAUCAACCCAGCCAAAUUCCUUGUCACAAAUAUUCCAUUUGUCAGCUCAAAAUUUUUGUCACUCGCUCGUAAUCAUUCUAUUUCAUAAUACAAUUAAACUCCAACCAUGGCCAAUCCAAUGCCCACCAUGCCGACCUCUUCUUACGUUCCUGGGGUGAGUUAUUUAAAGCCAAGAAUUCCUGCUGGGGGAUCUUCCGCUAUAAUUGCGGAGGGAUUCCUUGAUCGUUUUCGCUCCGAGAAGGACCGGGUCGUAGCGUACUUCGAAACCCUCAUUUCCAAUGUGGACAAGAACACUCUGGCCGUGGGAGUGAGUUUGGCCACCACUCUUGGAAUCGGCGGAGCUGCUGCCUGGUACUUUCACAGAAAACGGAACGAGCUGAAGCAGGCAGCACAAUCAAAGAACAAGGUGGUGUUCAACAUUGAUGAAACGUCGUCACCAGUAAAAAUUCAGAAAGGGGGGACAAGUCCGGAAGAAGGGGACGCCAAGCAGCCUGGAGUUCUCGUGCUCCAUCAGUGUCCAAGAGGUCGGAGGACCCCAUGCAUCGCUCCAUAUCCUCUCAAGCUGGAAACUUUUCUUCGCGUCAAUGGAAUCAACUAUGAGCAUUCUUCAUCACAGGUGGACUUUACCGGAUCCGAACCUAGAUCGAGAAGCAGCCCGUGGAUCACUUUAGAUCUGGAGGACAUUUCCGACUCUCAAAACUGCUUGGCGUACAUCGUCAACAAGUAUGGGAUGGAACCAGAGAAAGAUUUUGAUGACAAGAAAAGGGCUGUGGCAAGAGCAUACAAUCACUUGUUGGAAAACCAUCUCUACUGGGGCAUAGCUUUAUGGAGAUGGGUUUAUGACGGAGCUCGAUCACUCGGGGACAUUCAAUUGCUGCCAAAAAAGACGCUUGAAGUGAUCCCUGACGUUUGCAGAACUGUUGAACAAGCUGCAUGGUUCCAUGGGCUUGGAAAAAAGACUUCUGACGAUGUCAUUUCUGCCAUCAACGACGACUUGAAAUCUCUUUCGGAAUUUUUGGGUCCCAAUAAUUUCUUUCUUGGUGGAGACAAGGCUACAGAGUUGGACUGCACUGCAUUCGCAAUGCUGAGUCAAAUGCUCUGGAACAUGGAUGGCAGUCCUUUUCAGAAAACCGUGAAAGAAACGUACAAAAAUCUGUCUGACUUUUGUUGGAGAAUGAGGGCUCGCUAUUGGCCAGACUGGGACAACUGCUUGAACAAUACGGAAUUACCCGAAGAUUCUUAAGACAUUGCGCAUCUAAAUAUCUAUGAUGCAUGUACCAUGGUUGGUAGAAAACAAAAUUACCAGUUAUCAAAAUUUAUUGUCAAUUUCGGUUCAUGUAAAAAAUGUAUGAAAUCUCACCUUCGUUCGACAAUAAAACUGGAUGUCUCACAC